AUGUCUGGCACCGCGACACAACCGCCGGUGUCCACCGGCAGCGCCAAGCUCGACGCGCUCAAGCAGAACGCAGAGGCGAUGGUGCAGCCCAAGAAGCUCUCCGGCAUUGAUCUCUACUCCCGCUUCGCCCUCGCCGGCGCCGUCUGCUGUUCCGUUACCCACGGCGGCAUGACCCCGGUUGAUGUCGUUAAGACCCGCAUCCAACUCGAUCCCGUCACCUACAACCGCGGCCUCAUCGGCGGUAUCCGCCAGGUCAUCGCCAAGGAAGGCGCCGGUGCCCUCCUCACCGGUGUUGGCCCGACCUUCGCUGGCUACUUCCUCCAGGGUGCCUUCAAGUUCGGUGGUUACGAGUUCUUCAAGCAGCAAGCCAUCGGCAUUAUUGGCCUCGAGAACGCCUCGCAAUACCGGACACCCGUCUACCUCGCCUCCUCUGCCCUUGCCGAGUUCUUCGCCGAUAUUGCCCUGUGCCCGCUCGAGGCGACCCGUAUCCGUAUGGUCUCUGAACCCGGCUUCGCGAAAGGCUUGGUCGGUGGCUUCGGCAAGAUCUACAAGAAUGAGGGUAUCGGUGGAUUCUACUCUGGCUUCGGUCCUAUCCUGUUCAAGCAGGUGCCAUACACCAUGGCCAAAUUCGUCGUCUACGAGAAAGUCGCCGAGUACGCCUACGCCAACUACUUCGACAAGUCCAAGACCUCCCCCGGCAUGAACACCGCCAUCAACCUCGGCUCCGGUCUCAUCGCCGGUUUCGCCGCCGCCAUCAUCUCCCAGCCCGCCGACACCAUGCUCUCGAAGAUCAACAAGACCAAGGGUCUGCCUGGAGAGAGCACCACCAGCCGUUUGAUCAAGAUCGGUAGUGAGCUUGGUCUGAGGGGCUCGUUCAGCGGUAUCGGUGCUCGUCUUUUCAUGGUUGGUACCCUGACUGCUGGUCAAUUCGCCAUCUAUGGUGAUAUCAAGAGGGCGCUCGGCGCUGUUGGUGGUGUCGAGAUUGCGAAAUAG
Molecule: messenger RNA, 993 nt
Organism: Recurvomyces mirabilis
Lineage: Eukaryota; Fungi; Ascomycota; Dothideomycetes; Mycosphaerellales; Teratosphaeriaceae
Gene: MIR1
Product: mitochondrial phosphate carrier protein
Exons: 4
Coding region: 1-993 (330 amino acids)
Biological process (GO): mitochondrial phosphate ion transmembrane transport
Cellular component (GO): mitochondrial inner membrane
Molecular function (GO): phosphate transmembrane transporter activity
Source: RefSeq, a predicted model, not a curated record